UUUGUCAGCAGACUAGACUCCUCAUGAUUAGUUUGGAGAUUGGACUGGUCCUACUGGGAUUUUUAGUGCCUUAUGGACAUGGCCUUGUGCAUUUCGAGAAACUUCAACCUGGAGAGGAUGGUGGUUGCAAGGGCGUUACGGGCAAUGCUUUGAAGGUGGGAGAAACGGAAAAGGACGAAAAUACCUGUGGAGUUUACGUUUGUCAGAACGACAAGGGUGAUGCCUUGAUCCACUACUGCCAAUUACCGGCCACAUUUCAGGAGUGUGCGGAUGAAGGGGUCUCCACCGUACUCCCAUUUCCCGAGUGCUGUUGGAUCUGCGUAGAAUGGGAGGAUUGCGAUGAGGGUGGAGAGGGAGCAGGCGAAGAAGGAGAAGGAGAAGGUGAUGGGGGUGGUGGUGAUGAAGGUGGUGAGGAAGCAGGUGAAGAGGCAGGUGAAGAAGCAGGUGAAGAAGCAGCCGAAGAAGGAGCUGAAGAAGGGGGUAAACGAAAAGAAAAAAAGGAAGAAAAGGAAGAAGGUGGUGAGGAGGCUAAAGAAGAAGGCGGAGAAGCCGAAGAAGCCGAAGAAAGGCGAAAAUACAAACAUAAACUAUUCUAGAUAAUACCUACACACGUAAAGUUGAAUAAAGAAACAGUGAAAUGUGCCAUCACUUUAUAAAUAGUAAUUGAGAGAUCAAUGUAGAUCCAGUAAAACCUUUCGAAAUCUGCACUCCAAAAUCCUUAAGUCACCCCUAAAAAAGAUUUAAUGCAAAAGUAAGGCUCUGCAAUAUUAAGCGAUGUAGAGAAACUUGUAGGAGAUAUAAUACAAGAAUUGCGGUGAACUGCGCUAUUAUUUAAUAAAUAGUAACUUAAGAUCAAUGUAGAGCCAGUAAAACCUUUCGAAAUCUACACCCCAAGAUCCGUAAGUCUUCCGUAAAAAAGAUUUGAAAAAAAUUUAAUGCCCUGCAAUUGGUCAAAAUAAAGCGAAGUAGAGAAACUUCCAGGAGAUAUAGUACAAGAAUUACUGUGACAUGUGCUAUCAUAUCAUAAAUAAUAACUUAAGAUCAAUGUAGAUCCAGUAAAACCUUUCGAAAUCUGCACUCAAAAAAAAAAGAAAAAUAAAGCGAAGUAAAGAAACUUUUGGGAGGUAUAAUACAAGAA
Messenger RNA from Drosophila subpulchrella, 1138 nucleotides. RefSeq lists its product as uncharacterized. The coding region runs from base 24 to 596 and encodes 190 amino acids. The record is from RefSeq and is a predicted model, not a curated record. NCBI's taxonomy places the organism in Eukaryota, Metazoa, Arthropoda, Insecta, Diptera, Drosophilidae. The transcript is spliced from 3 exons.